Messenger RNA from Condylura cristata (star-nosed mole), 3571 nucleotides. RefSeq names its product neural precursor cell expressed, developmentally down-regulated 1 (gene NEDD1). The transcript is spliced from 15 exons. The coding region runs from base 144 to 2123 and encodes 659 amino acids. The record is from RefSeq and is a predicted model, not a curated record. Lineage: Eukaryota; Metazoa; Chordata; Mammalia; Eulipotyphla; Talpidae. Gene Ontology annotation, cellular component: centriole; ciliary basal body; spindle pole. Gene Ontology annotation, molecular function: gamma-tubulin binding. Gene Ontology annotation, biological process: microtubule nucleation; mitotic cell cycle.
UCGGCCUGGUAGGUCAGUGGCAGCUCUGGGAGGGGUGUUGUUCCGGAAAGUUUGCUGCUUCUGCACAAGUCCGUCACCACUUUAGUAAACCUCUCCAACAACUCGUGUAGCAGGCCCUCACAUGCAGUUUAUCAGGUGCAGUCAUGCAGGAAAACCUCAGAUUUGCCUCAUCAGGAGAUGAUAUUAGAAUAUGGGACGCUUCAUCUAUGACACUGGUGGAUAAAUUCAACCCACACACAUCACCACAUGGAAUCAGCUCAAUGUGUUGGAGCAGCAAUAAUAACUUUCUAGUGACAGCAUCUUCCAGUGGUGACAAAAUUGUUGUUUCAAGUUGCAAAUGUAAACCUGUUCCACUUUUAGAGCUCGGUGAAGGGCAAAAACAGACAUGUGUUAGUUUGAAUUCCACAUCUAUGUAUUUGGUAAGUGGAGGCCUAAAUAACACCGUUAACAUUUGGGAUUUAAAGGCAAAAAGAGUUCAUCGAUCUCUGAAGGAUCAUAAAGGUGAAGUAACAUGUGUCACAUAUAAUUGGAAUGAUUGUUACAUUGCUUCUGGAUCUAUCAGUGGUGAAAUUAUUCUGCACAGUGUAACCACUAAUUUAUCUAGUACACCUUUUGGCCAUGGUAGUAACCAGUCUGUUCGACACUUGAAGUACUCCUUGUUUAAGAAAUCGCUACUGGGCAGCGUUACAGAUAACGGAAUAGUAACCCUCUGGGAUGUGAAUAGUCAGAGUCCAUACCAUAACUUUGACAGUACACAUAAAGCUCCAGCUUCAGGCAUCUGUUUUUCUCCUGUCAAUGAAUUACUGUUUGUAACUAUAGGCUUGGACAAAAGAAUCAUUCUCUAUGACACUUCAAGCAAGAAACUAGUGAAAACUUUAGUGGCUGAGACUCCCCUAACUGCAGUAGAUUUCAUGUCUGAUGGAGCCACUUUGGCUAUUGGAUCUUCCCGUGGGAAAAUAUAUCAGUAUGAUUUAAGAAUGUUGAAAUCACCAGUUAAAACCAUAAGCGCUCACAAGACAUCUGUGCAGUGUCUAACAUUUCAGUACUCUACUUCUCUUCCUAAGUCAAGUUUAAAUAAAGGCUGUUCAAAUAAGCCCACAGCUGUGAACAAACGGACCAUUAAUGUGAGCACUGCAGGUGGAGGAGUUCAGAAUUCUGGAACUGUCAGAGAAGCAGCCAUCACUUCCUCAGCCGCCGUUCUACCGCAGCCCAUGACAACAGUUGGCGGAAAGGGAACGGCCGCUGUUCAAGACAAAACAGGUUUGCCUCGAAAUACAAACACAGAUAUUUUAUCUAAGGAAACAGACAGUGGAAAAAAUCAGGAUUUCUCCAGCUUUGAUGAUACUAGAAAAAGUAGUUUAGGUGACAUGUUCUCACCUAUCAGAGAUGAUGCAGUAGUUAACAAGGGAGGUGAUGAGUCAGUAAGCAAAGGAGAUGCUCUUGACUUUUUACCACAGCUGAACUCAGUGUUUCCUCCAAGAAAAAAUCCAGUAGCUUCAAGCACUUCAGUAUUACAGUCUAGUCCUCUUAAUGUCUUUAUGGGAUCUCCAGGGAAAGAAGAAAAUGAAAAUCAUGAUCUGAUAGCUGAAUCUAAGAAAAUGUAUUUGGGAAAACAGGAACCUAAAGACUCCUUCAAACAGCUUGCGAAGUUGAUCUCUGGUGCUGAAACUGGAAAUCUAAACACCUCUCCAUCAUCUAACCAAACAAGAAGUCCUGAGAAAUUUGAAAAACCAGAGAAAGAAAUUGAAGCCCAAGUAGUAUAUGAAGCCCCAGUCAAUGGAUCCUCAACUCCAAUUCCAAAGAUAGCAUCCUCUGUCACUGCUGGUGUUGCCAGUUCGCUAUCAGAAAAAAUAGCUGAUACCAUUGGAAAUAAUCUACCAAAUGCACCACUGACAUCCAUUCAGAUCCGUUUUAUACAGAACAUGAUACAGGAGACAUUGGAUGACUUCAGAGAAGCAUGCCAUAGGGAUAUUGUGAAUUUGCAAGUGGAGAUGAUUAAACAGUUUCAUAUGCAAUUGAAUGAAAUGCAUUCUUUGCUGGAAAGAUACUCAGUGAACGAAGGCUUAGUGGCUGAAAUUGAAAGACUCCGAGAAGAAAAUAAAAGACUGCGAGCCCACUUUUGAAGUCCAUGAAUACCUUGAUGUUUUGCAAUUUGGGACAUUUCUGGCUACACAGAACUACAUGGAAUCAGUACUGUUUUUAUGACUUCACCUCAGCAAAAAUUUUUUUCAUGUAAAAGGGUAAUGGGGUUUUACACCAACUACAAUUUCAUCUUCUUUUUCAAAAACAUAUUUUUGUAUUAAAAAUUAUACAGGGUCAUCUGUCUGAUGGGAAAGUCAACAGGAUCUUUAUUUUCUGAAAGCUUUAGUUAAAUACACUAAGUGCCCUUUUUCAUAAGAAAUUGUGCAAAGGUUACAUGUGUUUUUUAAUCACUUUUUAAAACAGAUAUAUUUUGAUUAACAAUUGCCCUCUAAUUUUUUUUUUAAUGUUUAAGGAUUAAAGAGUUUGAUAUAUCUUCUAUUUUUAUGGACAAAGUAGUUUUUAAAUGGCAGUUGGUGUUUCUAAGUGAUGGACUCAUAAAACACAGUUUGGUUAGUAUUUUGUUAACUUGAUGAGGUCAAGUAUGACUAUUAUUUAUUACGUGUACAUUUGAUAAAACAAAUUUUGAAUUGCACAGAUUACAUUUAUAUGUUUGCAUUUAUGCGAUACUUCAGACAAAUCUCUACUCUUAGUUGGCAUAUAGCCAGAGCUGCAUAUGUGCUGAUUAUCUCAUGAAUUAAUAACAUGUAAAAUUAUACUGCAAUAUUUCAAUGUGAUUCAACUUAUAAUUGAUGAAAACUUCACAUUAGAUAUCAAAUAUUAACAGUAUUUUUGCCUCCCAAAGGCGGUAUGGAUUAUUUUGUUUUAUACUUUGUAUCAUUAAUCUUCUCUCAUUCUCUGUGCACUGUAAUAUUUUUAUAUUAUUGACUUCAUUGUAAAAUUUAGAGAAGUCAAAUAUCAAAACAUUUAUACCUGUUUGGAAGUAGAUGGAUGUGUACAUCUCUCCAUUGUGUUUUAACGAUGUACAACUAGGAAGAUUACUGGCCUUUUAUUUUCUUGUAGUCUCUUGUCCCAAAGAUUUAAACUAUGUACUUUAUGUACAGCACUCCUGCCCAAUUUUGACUCUGAGUUGAAAGUAUUUACUAAAACAAGAAAUCUAGCUAGCUUACUAAUAUUAUGGUUUUCCAAAGCGAUGGAAAGUAUUAAGGAUAUAUUUAAUAUGUGUAAAUAUACUAAUAAUUACUUCAAAAAAUAAAAACAAAAACACUACUUUUUUCCACUGUGGCUCAGAGAAUACAUUUUUGUGGAAGCAUAAAGGGAUGCUGAUGUGAUCUUUUUUUCUGACAGAUUAUGAAAGCACUAUUAUGACUUGUAACAAGUUUCCUUAUGUAUCAUCACACAGGUUUAGAAAACAAGUGUGUUUUGCCUACAUGUUAUAUUUAAAUUCAUUGAUAUUUUCCUAUUGCCUUUUUAAAAAUAAAUGCACAUAAAGUGUAUUAAAAGAGGUGGGAUAAAUAAAAGUUUUUGUAAU